AUGGCGAAUGAUUUGCAAAAAGCGAUCGAUGAGUUGGAACAGUUUUCCGCAAUUUUAAAAAAUGCUAGCGAACUGUAUGCUUCGGCGAGUAAGUUGGUGAAGUAUUGUCUGCCUCAUCGGACACUCCAAGAUUUAAUCCAAACUGUUUGGCAUGCCGAACUUCAACCAGACAAAAAGCAAAAAAUUCGCAAAGAGAUCCGAGAUAUUGUACAACGGGUCUCAACAAAUACUGCUAGUGCAAUUAAGGCAUAUGCUAAUGAGAAAAGCGUGAAUGUCAAUCUAGAAACUAAGGAUUUAUGGGAAUUAUAUGACAAAUGCAGCGGAGAGGAACUUGCGGACGUGCUUUUGAACUGCCUUUUUCUGUUUCAUACAGUAUAUAACAUCAGGUCCAUUCCAUAUUUAUUUUCAUUAGAUGAAGUGGACGAAUUUAACAGGAUUUACCAUGCUGCCAAACAACUUUUGGAUCAAAGAGAAAUGGACGAUUUAAAGAGGAAGUUACCAAAAGCAGUUUUGGAAAUGUAUGAACAGAAAAUACUAUCCAAUAAAGAAACAAGUUCGAUUUUUGCGCAUAAAACAUUUUUGUUCGCACAAGAAGUUCCGAAUACCGAGAGGAUUGAUACUGAAGAAUUUGCCAAAAAGUUCACAGAAGCUUUAGAGAAACUCAUUAAUAAAGGCACAAUCUGCGAUUUCGACAUAUUUGAAAUGCGUAAACUUGUCGAAUUCGAUUUGAUUGGAAAAUUUGACCUUACCCUUUUCAAAAAGGCAUGCAGUAUUUUACCCAAAAUGCAAUCAGCAUCUGAUUUUCGCAUUGCUGGUGAAUUUUUGAAAAUUUUGAAGUGCAUUGCAUCUAGUCAUAACGAUUGGGGUACAAUAAUGACAUAUUUUUAUGGAGAAUUCCGAGAAGUAAACGGUGAUCUAAAGACUUUCAAACAGUUCUAUCAGAAUUUCGAAGAAGACAUGAGAAAUCUUUUCAUCUACCUUGAGGAUCACACACAGCUUCAUACGAAUCAAAUUAAAUUGGAAAAAGCAGUUGAUGAAUGCGCGUGGCUUUUAAUAAUUUCGCCUGUCGAAACGUUGAUAUUACUUUUUCUGCAAUGUUUGGAGAAUAUAUUAAUGGUACCAAAUCUUGUUAGAAUUUUGCGUAAACUGCCGGAAUAUUGUGAUAUUGAAUUGGAAGCAAUGUUUGAGGCGGACAGAUGUACUAAGUGUAAAACACCAAUUUUGAUGCUUGCAUUGAGACAUAUUUUGACUGUGGAACGAUCAUCUAUACAAUCUGAUGCAAAGCGUCGAAAUUUCAUUUACUUAUGUGUUGCAUUAUGUCGUGAACGUCAUAUAUUAUUGAAAGAUGGCAAAAACGAAGCAGGAAAUGAAGAUGGUUCAGAAGCUUCUAUGGCAUUUUUUGGUGGCAUUGUUGAUUUUGCUCUUGUGGAUGGUUCUAUUAUACUGAAUCAUCUUGUUCUACCUGCACUAAAGCAAGUGUUUUACCAGGAAAUUGCAGUAGAAAUUGGAAAGAAAUUACUAACAUCUGUUGGUGCACGACGUACUCCGAUAAUAUGGAAAACUGAAGAAGGUAUAAAAUUGGGUAAUGAUGAAGUUGCAAUCAAGAACAAUUCUGGAGUUUCCAUUCUGCAGUUGAUUUCGGUUUUGCUAAACAUAAUACAUGAAAACAAAGACUUCGACGAUUAUGCGCUUCUUGAUUCUUGCCAAAAUUGCUUGCGGUUACUGGGUGAACGACUUAGAGAAGAUGGUUUGGUUAUAGAAACAAAUGCAUUUGAUACUUUGCUUAUUUGCUUUGAUAAGUCAUUAUGGGCUUACAGAUAUGCUGUAGCCUCUUGGUUUUACAAAUGCCUCGCAUCUUACAGAAGGGAGAUCCCGCCUUUGCUUUACGAGGCCUUGAAGGAAGAAAACAGAGAAACAUUGAAAGCGGUGAAAAUUGGUACAGAUGAUAGCGAUAUUUCUGGUCGCAGUGUUCUGCGAAAACUUUUUGAGUUGGCAAUUAUUCAUUCUGAGCUAGCUUUGGAUAUAAUGAAAGGGUUUUCAACAUCAGUAAGUAUUGUUGGACACGACGUUUCGGGUGCACUUGUGGACGUUCUCCGAGAUCAUAACAAAUUUCCCAGUAACAAAAUAGUUGGCUUGGUAGAAGUCAUUAGAGUAAUUGUAAAUCAAAUCGAUCUGUCUCGUCAAAUAGUAUCUUUACUUACAGAGAUUUCGGAGAGUUCAUUUUAUGGUCUUCGAUUAAUCGAACCGUUGCUAUUAAUUCAGGAAGCUGUAAUUUGUGCAAUACAUUAUGAUAGAAAAAGUACAGAAGACUUGGCUGCAGUACCGUUUGAUGUUUUGGAAAUCGAAAAUCAAGUAGCAAUAAGAUUAUUGAAAUUAUUUUGUGAACUCGCAAAAGAUCAUAUACAGAAGGAAAUGAUCGAUUUACGCAGAAGUUGUAUAAAACACAAAGUUGAAAUCAAAGAACCAAAGCCGAUACUUAGUGAUGUAAAUAUUAAUCGUGAAAUACGUGUUGAAACAGAACUAAUCCAACUUUAUAUUGCAGCGGUUGUUCUCACAAAUCAUAUUAUUGGACUACCGCCUUAUUUGAAAAUAUUGUUGGUGCAACUGACUAAUUUCCACAUUGAAAUGGGAAAAAUGAAACUUGGUCCGGCCUUUAAUGAAAUUAUCAAUAAAGCCUUGCUGGACCAUGAUGCAAAGGAGGAAACGAUAGAUAGCAAGCAUCAUUUUGAGAAGUUUUAUGUUGUUUCUGAUUCUGACCAGGGGUUGGCUUCAUCAAAGGUGAAUAAUUGUUCGGCUUCAGCUCCACCGACCUUCGCCAUUUCAAGCAUUGGAUUUGAAACGAAUAAAAUGAUCGACAUCACAGAUGCAACCGUUGAAGCGAUCCGAGAUUCAUUGAAUGAGCGCCUUUCAGAAACAUCUGAACAGAAUGCCAUCUUUAUGGCCAGUACGCGGAUGAUAAAAGAUCGGGAAAUGUCAACGAUAAUAGAAAACCAUUUACGUCACAACAACAGAAACAAUGGACGAAGAUCAGUUGUGCCAAAGUCAAGACAUGAAGCUUUACCGCAAUUAUCGGAGGCGGACAAUAUACACGUUGGGAAUGAAAAUCCUCACUUGGACGGUCGAGAUAAUGCAAACUGUAGACGAAACAACAAUAAUUGCAAAGUCCACAGUAAUAGUUUUCGUCGCAAAAAUAAAAAACGCAAAUGA
Molecule: messenger RNA, 3207 nt
Organism: Brugia malayi
Lineage: Eukaryota; Metazoa; Nematoda; Chromadorea; Rhabditida; Onchocercidae
Exons: 25
Coding region: 1-3207 (1068 amino acids)
Source: RefSeq, a predicted model, not a curated record